This is a messenger RNA of Pogonomyrmex barbatus (red harvester ant), 803 nucleotides long. Its product is annotated as venom allergen 3-like. NCBI's taxonomy places the organism in Eukaryota, Metazoa, Arthropoda, Insecta, Hymenoptera, Formicidae. The record is from RefSeq and is a predicted model, not a curated record.
AUGAUGGAAUUGAUCUGGGACGACGAACUCGCCGUUAUAGCGCGUCGAUGGGCGUUGCAGUGCAAGCUCUUCGAGAAGGAUCAGUGCCGAGACGUUGAACGAUUUGGAGUGUGGCAGAAUGUAAAUGUGCUCGACAUGGACAGCGUGAAAAAUGGCACGAGUAGUAAGGAAAGAAUUCACUUUCAUAUUACAUCAUGGUACGACGAGGUAGAAGACUUCGACAACGCGGAAGUCGGAUUUGAAUUGCGCGUCAAUGAAGAGAGCUCGAGGCCCGAGGCUGUCUGCCGGGCCGUCCACCUUCAUUUAGUCCAGAUAAUCAUACCUUUCAGACUGGUGAACUAUUCUAACGCGGCACUCUCCUCUUACAUUCCCCUCGCAUCGGCGACGUUCAUUUACGUUGGUUGCGGCCGUGCGAUUUACACGCUCAACUUGAUCAAGACCACGACGACGCCUGGCGGGGAUCGGGUCGAGGUACUCGUGUGUAAUUACGGACCCGUCGAUCGCACUGCACCCCAGCAGCUUUACAAGCUUGGCCGACCGGGCCUGUGCCCGCUCGGAACCCUCCCCAGCGACCGUUACCAAUCUCUCUGCAGUAAGUGUAAACCCUAAUCUUAAACUUGGAGCUUAACUGCGUCUUUCAGUCAAAGAUGACCGAACAACAACAUUUCAGCAAAAAUAAUGUAAAAAUUAACGUUCGACUAAACAACUUUCAAAUUUACGACGAGAAAUAUGUAUCGUCAUUUACGAAUUCUUUAAAUUAUUUGACGAGUUGUUUAGUUAGUUCGAGUCAAAUAACAAUAGGA